AAGUUCUUCAUUGUUCUUCUGUUUGGUCUAGUUUAAACCACGAUUCUGUACUGUUAAUCUAAAAUCCAUUUUGUUACGUGUUACGUGUUCACUGCGUGUUCAUUUAGUGAUAAAAUGUGUUAAGAGUUUCUAUCUGAAACAAGAAAUUCUCCAUCAGUUGAAGUAGUGCAGUCUGUUGCAUUCAUGACAGGGCUAAACUCUAUAUAGUGAUUCAUCAUUCAACCUAUAUUUAAGUUUUUCUUGCCGAUUACAACAUUCAAAUUAAGGUAUUUUAUGAGCCCAUACAUGAGUAUUCCCCAUAUGUUUCCAGUGUUUCAGCUAAAGCAUUCCUGAUUACAACUUUGAUUGCUGCAAUUCCCAAACACAAAAUACCCAAGACAGAGUUCUCACCAUGUUUAUCGACCAAUCUCCUAUCACGAAGUGAACCAUCAUACACGAGAUUUAUAGCCUCAACCUUACUAAAAACGAAGGUUGUGCAACAAGGGGUGAAAGUUGAUUACAGUACGCUGGUGCCUGGAGGACCAAUACGAACUCGUUUCAUUUGUUGUAGCAGACACAAGGUUUGGCUGUCCUCAUCUCAAUGCCUCAAGGGAGACUCUUGGCCAUGCCCUUUCAACAGAAACUCGAACAACAAUUUUUCCUUUAAUACUGCAUUGCUUGCAGAGCUCUGCGCUUUUUAAAAGAAGCAAAGUCAAAUUUUCGGUCUCAGUGUUUUUCAGCUAGUUGGUCUAGCGAGAUCGUUCAAAAAAGAGUUCUGUCCUAUUACCAAAAGAGAGGCGAUGUCAUUCUCGCUCAAAAAUAGAUUCGAGAACAUGUUGAUUUACUUGGUAUUGCUCGGCAUCGUACAAGCGCUUAAUGGUGAUCACAAGACCGCAUUCCAAUCAGCGAGAUUCUACGACAAAGCGGGUAUUUGUAAGGGGACAGGCUACAAUCGAAACGAAACCGACUCUUCUCAAUUUUACAGGUGCGUUGAUUAUAAGGGUAAUGGGAAGAAAUAUGUCAUAUUCAAAUUCUCGUGUCCACCUGCGCUUGAAUUCGACGAUAAUCUCUCGGUAUGCGUCUUGUCGCGUAAAUCGCCAUCACCAGUUAUCAACAACUCCAAUCCUACUACAACGCUGACACCUUUAAACGCUCAAACUGAUUCUUCACCGCAACUUUCUUCAUCUCCUGGUUCUGAAACGGAAAUGUUGACACUCGUUCCCCCGUCAACAUCGACCAAUGCUGUUGCCGAAUUUUCUGUUGACCCCUCGUCGACAGGAGUUCCAUCUACUUUUGUAUUUUCACCUGAUUCCGUUAUUGCACCUUCAGUUUUUGAAACGGUAACAAGCUCUCCAAAUGUGGAGGACAAAGAAUUCCAAACUGCUGGUGUAGUAGUGGAAACGUCUGAUGUACUAAUACCGACAUUAGGGAUGGACUGCAUUUCUAACAAGUUGUAUCGACUCCCGAAUUCCGAUUGCAAUCGCUUUUAUCAAUGUCACCAGCGAUCUGUGAACAUUUUCUCUUGCGCACCAGGUUUAGUAUUUGAUGAAGGUGCACAACGUUGUCUACUUCUGGAAGAAUCGUCGUGUGACCAGCAAUUCACGAAACCCAUUGCAGAUGGAUUUUUUGAUUCAUCUGAAAUUGAUUGUACAUCGGGUCAUUUUCAUCGAUAUCCGUUUGAUUGCAGAAAUUUCUUUCAGUGCUACAAUAAUGGUUCAACAAAGUCUAUUUUGUUUUAUUCUUGCUCCAACGGACUGAUAUUCGACGAAAAAUCGUCAAAGUGUCUUCUUCCUUAUGAAACGUCUCCCUGUUACGCUAAUGACAGUCCCUUUAAAGCAUCUCCAUUUCUUAACCAUCUUCAAAGACUUUUCCAAUCUUCCCCUAAUGAGUUUAUCUCCCAGUAACUUAAAAUAAGUCACUAGUGCAUCAGUACGAUUAGACUAUUAACUUUUAUUAUCCCGUGUUUCAAUAUAAUCGAAUUAAAAGCCAA
Molecule: messenger RNA, 1969 nt
Organism: Daphnia pulex (common water flea)
Lineage: Eukaryota; Metazoa; Arthropoda; Branchiopoda; Diplostraca; Daphniidae
Exons: 7
Coding region: 780-1883 (367 amino acids)
Cellular component (GO): extracellular region
Molecular function (GO): chitin binding
Source: RefSeq, a predicted model, not a curated record